Messenger RNA from Gordionus sp. m RMFG-2023, 1778 nucleotides. RefSeq lists its product as uncharacterized. NCBI's taxonomy places the organism in Eukaryota, Metazoa, Nematomorpha, Gordioida, Chordodea, Parachordodidae. The record is from RefSeq and is a predicted model, not a curated record. The transcript has 10 exons. The coding region runs from base 1257 to 1565 and encodes 102 amino acids.
AAUUAACGAUUUUUAAGAAGAUCACCAUCUUUUUUUAUAUUUUUAAGAAGAUUUACAAUCAAAUUUAUUGGAAUUAAAAUAACCAACGCAAGUAAUUAUCAAAAUAUCAAUUCAACAUCUAAAAAAAUAACCAACGCAACCAAUUAAAACCUAAAUUUAAAGGAAAAAUCCGUAAUUAAUAAUCAACAAAUAUUUUUGUUAAAAAGAAGAAUAACAUAAAAGGUUAUAUUGGUGCCUCUCUAAUUGAAAUCCUGGAAAAAAACCCGAUUUUUUAAAAUUCAUAUUUAUAGAAUUUACUUAAGACCUAAUAAUAUAGGCCCUAAUUCAUUUUACAUUAAAAAGAAUAAUUACAAUUUUUUGUAAGUCAAGUAAUUUAAUUUAUAUAUAAAUUAAAAAAUAUGGAAAUAUUUUGAAUUAAAUCUGCACAACACUAUAGAUGAUUAUAAUUUUUAUUAAUAUUGUAAGGCAUUUUUAUGACUUAAAUUAAUAAUCAACAAAUAUUUUUGUUAAAAAGAAGAAUAAGUAUAUCUUAUAAUAAAAAUAUUAUUAAAAAGAAGAAUAAGUAUAUCUUAUAAUAAAAAUAUUAUUUUUAUCCACUGAUAUAGCAUAAAAGGUUAUAUUGGUGCCUCUCUGAUUGGAAUCCUAGAAAAAAACCCCAGAUUUUUUAAAAUUCAUAUUUAUAGAAUUUACUUAAGACCUAAUAAUAUAGACGCUCUCAACUGAAUAAAUAAUCAAGCAUAAUAAUAAUUUGUAAUAUAUUACUAAAUACCGACUUAUUGAUUAAAUGACAUUGAUAUGCUGAUUUCCGUGCCUAUGAUCGUAUGGACACUUCAUCGUAAAGUUUCGUCCAAUUCUGUGAUUGGUUCAUUAAAGUGCGGGAAAACCAAUAGUUUAAAAAUAUUUUUAUUUAUAAUCAUUGUAAUGGAAAUUAAAACGGUAUCAAACAAUAUCACAAUUCUUCUUGAGAAAAGAAUUAAUCCCAAUAUAAUUCAAUGUUAACAAUCUAGAUAUAAUCAAUUUAGUAAUGUAAUUUUAGAAAACAAAAUUACUAAUAAAAAAUCCAAAAGAGGACAUGAUAUUCUAUGUUUUAAUGAUUUGGAAUAUACAUUGCAUAGAGUAAUUAAUUCCAAAUCAUAUUACUGAUGUAGAAAAAAAAGUUGUUCUGGACGGGGUAUUUUUCAAUCAGUAAGUUCACAGAAAAUCAAGAUUAUACCUUAGAACAAUGUAAAUCCCCUAUUGUCAAUAACCUUCUACUUAUGUCUGAUAGUCAACCAAUAACUCAAUUCCAAUUAUCUCAACAAAUUAUACAACCUUCAUUAUCAAUUUUAGAGUAUCAGCUUACUCAAUCUCAAAUUCUAGCAAUGCCCAACAUGCAGUCUGCUAAUACCAUAUCAAGCAAUAUGUUUACUCAGUCUCAGUUCUUUGUCACAAACUCUCAACCAACUUUAACUAGUAAUAUAUUUGCUCAAUCUCAACCCCUAGUAACACCUAACAUGCAACCUCUUAAUGCCAUAUCAAGUUUAACAAGAAUGACUCUAAAAAAACAAAUUCCAAAUAUAUCCUAAAAGAAAUAAAUUUGGAAAAGCUGACUACACAAUAUAAUAAUCAUAUUAUUAAUAAAUUGGAGUUUGCUGAUAAAUCAUCAGCUUAUAUUAAAUUAGUAUACAAUUCAAAUGUAUUUGAUAAUAUUUAAUUUAUAUUUGUUUUAUACAUGUUGAAUAAUUUUUAUUUAUUUUAAUCAUGUUUCUUUGUUUUAUACAUUUUAAAUAAUAAAUAUU